This is a messenger RNA of Enterobius vermicularis (human pinworm), 816 nucleotides long. NCBI's taxonomy places the organism in Eukaryota, Metazoa, Nematoda, Chromadorea, Rhabditida, Oxyuridae. The record is from the annotation of a GenBank genome assembly.
AUGUUGCAGUUAAAUUCUGCAAAUUUGCUUCCUACAACGAGCAUUAAACCGUUUAUACAGUUCAGCGAUGGUAUCGGUACUUCAGAAUCUUCAAAUAUACAGACAAACAUUAAUAAUUUACCAAAGUAUGAAGCUGGUUCCCCAGGUUAUCUACAAAACCUUUUGCCUAAACCAAGCCUUACCGGAAGUCCAUCGUCGUUUUUCCAACGAGGAGAUAAUUUCGGCUUUUUCUUUGGUCAUCAAGGCCAAACCUUCAACCCUAUACCAUCGUUUGAAAAAAUUUUCAGCGACAGUGACAGCCACACAAAUGAGAGGCCAGAAAACCAAGAACCGGAAGCUAUGGUAAAUCAGCAAAUGAAAACAAUGGAGAAAGCCGACCAACUAGGACAAGAAAUGCAAAUGAUGUUGACCGCACCCGCUUCCAGGCUAACAGCUCUGAACGGUCAGUUAGAUCAUAGCAGUCGCCCUGGCAGCAGCGUUCCGCAAGGUUACAAAAGUAGUGAUCCGAAGAACGGCAUAAACCACAGACUAAGCGAACUACAAUCGCUUCAAAACUAUGCAUCGAUGCUUGACAAUACACGUGUCUCACAGAUGGGAAACACCCAACAAUCAACGUAUGCGGAGGCAUAUAUACCCGCUUUAUUCACUACUGAUGACAGAUCUAACAUUUCAUCGCCGCAUGAUCAAAUAGUUACCACAGAAAAUCCAAGAAGUUCAGGACACAGAAGUGAUUCACCUUUGACGCUUUUCAACCUUAUCUAUAUUCUUACAAAAUUUCUAACUGUAAAAUUUAUUACAAACACUAUUUUGCGUUAA